UUCAAAGAUUCGUCAACACACUACUCUGAUUUCUGACAUCACUAACCAAUUGAUCACGAGACUAGCUCGAUUAAUCCUCUGUUAAAUUUCAGUUAAUGAUUUUCAUUGAACUAGUUUAAUAUAUCUUCACCACGCUGCUCCUGCCACAUGUUUAUUAAAAUGAUAAAGACGAUGAUAUCAUGAGUUUUUAAUGAUAUUUCGUGACAUCAUGUUGCGUCAUCGUUAAAAUUUAAGCAUUGACGGAGGUCUCAGUCAGCGUUAGAGACCCAUCAAACUUGAUAAAGCAUAAAUCGUAUGCAGAGGGUUCUACCAAGUGGGAAUGGAAGUGGAGUGAAUCAGUCGUUUAAUAAUGUAGUAACUGACAAAAUGCCAUUUGCAGCUGUAGGAGUGUUAGGGAUGGAUUCUUACGAUCUCUACAAGAAGUGCAACAGAAGUUUUCAGGAAUUUAAGAAACUGGAUGUCACACGGUAUCAUGAUCCUAGAUAUCAUCCUCCCCUGGGGCGGGACCUCCUCUAUCUACCUGAAGAAGAAUAUAUCGAAAAGCUUGAGCACGGGCAGCAACGGUCCCUUAAUAGGGACAAUAGAAAUUCAUUACCUGAUUAUCAUAGUCUAUGUGAAACUGUAACGGAAACAGUGCGGCUAGAUGAUUCUGAGUACGAGUACCAACCGCCUCUUUAUCACGAAGUUUACUGUAAAAGUUAUAAUUUGCUAGAUAGCUUGCAACGCGCCACGAAUCCAUCGAAGCAGAAAUGCGUGCAUAAUGGCUUUCAUUGCGUGCAAAGAAGUAAAAGCUUGUUAUUGGUAAGGCGGCGAUGGGAGAACGAAUGUUGGGAACCUUUCGUCAAGCAGAUUGCCAGUGGUUGUGAUUGCAUGUGGCCAAAAUCUGCCCUAGGAGAUAUAACUAAUCAUUACUAGUCUCCAAUAGUCUAUGUGUAGUCCAUAGGUGAAGCAGGAAGGUUAACGAUUAAGGAAUGGAAAGAUAAAUUCUUCUGGCAUCACAUUUCAAUCCAUUGAUCACUUUGCAGUGGUGCAGUAGAUAGAAUCAUUAUGUAUAUUAUGAAUUAUACUUAAAUUUGUGAUCUAUAUUAUUUGUUAGUUAAAGUUGUUUAUUUCAUUGUUUUUCUUUUAUGUAGCUAUAAGUGCUUAACAAAAUAAAAACGAUUUUUUGUUCUUUUA
Messenger RNA from Bombus terrestris (buff-tailed bumblebee), 1176 nucleotides. RefSeq lists its product as uncharacterized. The record is from RefSeq and is a predicted model, not a curated record. The transcript has 5 exons. Bases 295 to 915 code for a protein of 206 amino acids. Lineage: Eukaryota; Metazoa; Arthropoda; Insecta; Hymenoptera; Apidae.